Messenger RNA from Chinchilla lanigera (long-tailed chinchilla), 3518 nucleotides. It is a transcript of the gene Trim46, whose product is annotated as tripartite motif containing 46. The transcript has 10 exons. Bases 352 to 2811 code for a protein of 819 amino acids. Gene Ontology annotation, molecular function: zinc ion binding; protein binding. NCBI's taxonomy places the organism in Eukaryota, Metazoa, Chordata, Mammalia, Rodentia, Chinchillidae. The record is from RefSeq and is a predicted model, not a curated record.
CCGGGGAAGGGAGGGGGUGCAAGGGAUCCCGGGCAAGCCGGAACCUUGAACAGGUAGGGAUGAGGAAGGUGCUGGGAUGUAAACUAGUGAUGGCUAGUGACGCCAGAAGCGACUGCGAGGGUCGGGGUGCAGGGAUGAGAGGGUAGCCCCAGGGCAGGGGGAGGUGAGUGCCGCGAAGCGCUCGCUGGCUGCAUGUGAGCUUCGAGGAGCUGCCUGGGCGAGCCAGUGGGCUGGGGUAGCCGCCAGCAGUGCCCCAGGACCGGGGCUUCAGGGAAAAGGAGCGAUGCCAGGUGAAGGGGGCAUGUGUGAGCUUGGAUAUUUUCCAGGAAAACCGAGGACAGGUGGGGGGCGAUGAAGGAGCCGCCUCAGGGUCCAGUUUCCAAUUUGCGCCCCUCCCCAAGACCCCACCCCACCGCACCCCCACUCGGGGCUGCUUCCCAUCCUGUGGUUGUCAUGGCAACCCGUACCCGGCUCUCCCAGGGGCGGUGCCAACCCUGCUCCCCCCCACCACUUCCUUCUCCCUCCCUCCCUGUCCCUCCCUCCUUUGUGUCAGCUGCGCCCCUGACCGGGAUGGCUGCGAAAAGAGGGACCAAGACGAGCAUGAAGAACAUGGAGAAGGAACUGCUGUGCCCAGUGUGUCAAGAGAUGUACAAGCAGCCACUGGUGCUGCCCUGUACCCACAAUGUGUGCCAGGCCUGUGCCCGGGAGGUGCUAGGCCAACAGGGCUACAUAGGCCAUGGUGGGGACCCCAGCUCCGAACCCACCUCUCCUGCCUCCACCCCUUCCACUCGCAGCCCCCGCCUGUCCCGCAGAACACUCCCCAAGCCAGAUCGCCUGGACCGACUGCUUAAAUCAGGCUUUGGGACGUACCCUGGGCGGAAGCGAGGUGCGCUGCACCCCCAGGUGAUCAUGUUCCCCUGCCCAGCCUGCCAAGGUGACGUGGAGCUGGGGGAGAGGGGCCUGGCGGGGCUUUUCCGGAACCUGACCCUAGAGCGUGUGGUGGAGCGGUACCGCCAGAGUGUGAGCGUGGGAGGCGCCAUCCUGUGCCAGUUGUGCAAGCCCCCACCACUAGAGGCUACCAAGGGCUGCACAGAGUGUCGUGCCACCUUCUGCAAUGAGUGCUUCAAGCUUUUCCACCCCUGGGGCACCCAGAAGGCCCAGCAUGAACCCACCCUGCCCACCCUCUCCUUCCGCCCCAAGGGCCUGAUGUGCCCAGACCACAAGGAAGAGGUGACUCAUUACUGCAAGACGUGUCAGCGGCUGGUAUGCCAGCUCUGCCGGGUGCGGCGCACCCACAGCGGGCACAAGAUCACACCAGUGCUCAGCGCCUACCAGGCACUCAAGGACAAGCUGACAAAGAGCUUGACAUACAUCCUGGGAAACCAGGACACGGUACAGACCCAGAUCUGUGAGCUGGAGGAGACCGUCCGGCACACAGAGGUGAGUGGUCAGCAAGCGAAGGAGGAAGUGUCACAGCUGGUGCGGGGGCUGGGGGCUGUGCUGGAAGAGAAGCGGGCCUCGCUGCUUCAGGCCAUCGAAGAAUGCCAGCAGGAACGGCUGGCCCGACUCAGCACCCAGCUCCAGGAGCACCGGAGCCUGCUGGAUGGCUCAGGUCUGGUGGGCUAUGCCCAGGAAGUGCUUAAGGAAACAGAUCAGCCUUGCUUUGUGCAAGCAGCCAAGCAGCUGCACAACAGGAUUGCCCGAGCUACUGAGGCCCUCCAGACCUUCCGGCCGGCUGCCAGCUCCUCCUUCCGCCAUUGCCAGCUGGACGUGGGGCGUGAGAUGAAGCUGCUGACAGAGCUUAACUUCCUACGAGUGCCUGAGGCUCCUGUCAUUGACACCCAGCGCACCUUUGCCUACGAUCAGAUCUUCCUGUGCUGGCGGCUGCCCCCCCACUCGCCACCUGCCUGGCACUACACCGUUGAGUUCCGGCGCACAGAUGUGCCUGCCCAGCAGGGCCCCACACGCUGGCAACGGCGGGAGGAGGUGAGGGGCACCAGCGCCCUUCUUGAGAACCCCGACACAGGCUCAGUGUAUGUGCUGCGCGUCCGGGGCUGCAAUAAGGCCGGCUAUGGGGAGUACAGUGAGGACGUUCACCUGCACACGCCCCCGGCACCCGUCCUGCACUUCUUCCUCGAUGGCCGCUGGGGUGCGAGCCGAGAGCGGCUGGCCAUCAGCAAGGACCAGCGAGCAGUGCGGAGUGUCCCAGGGCUGCCCUUGCUGCUGGCUGCUGAGCGGCUGCUGACCGGCUGCCACCUGAGCGUGGAUGUGGUCCUGGGCGAUGUGGCUGUGACUCAGGGCCGCAGCUACUGGGCCUGCGCUGUAGACCCUGCCUCCUACUUGGUCAAGGUGGGCGUCGGGCUGGAGAGCAAGCUUCAGGAAAGCUUCCAGGGUGCCCCCGAUGUGAUCAGCCCCAGGUACGACCCAGACAGUGGGCACGACAGCGGUGCUGAGGAUGCCACAGUGGAGGCGUCGCCACCCUUUGCUUUCCUAACUAUUGGCAUGGGCAAGAUCCUGCUGGGAUCCGGAGCGAGUGCAAACGCAGGGCUGACGGGGAGGGAUGGCCCAGCAGCCAGCUGCACAGUGCCCCUGCCACCCCGCCUGGGCAUCUGCUUGGACUACGAGCGGGGCCGGGUUUCCUUCCUGGAUGCUGUGUCCUUCCGUGGGCUCCUGGAGUGCCCCCUGGACUGCUCGGGGCCUGUGUGCCCUGCCUUCUGCUUCAUUGGGGGUGGUGCAGUACAGCUCCAGGAACCUGUGGGCACCAAGCCUGAGAGGAAAGUCACCAUCGGGGGCUUUGCCAAAUUGGACUGAUCCUCUCAGGUGCCUCCUCCAGCCCUGGGGUCUCACUGGGCCCUGGCCUCCCCAAGCCUCCUGGCACCGGUUGUUCCCCCAGCAGCUUCUCUCCGAAACAGUUCCUCCAUGUGGGCCUGCCCCGUCCCCUCUGUCUGUGUCUUCCCAGAGCUUUCUCUUGCCUAAGGGGCUCUCCUCUGCUCACCUCUCUGGAUAUGCCCAGGGCCCAUGCCCACCAAGUCUCUGCCCCAUCCCCCCCCCUUGGCAUCCUACCCAAAUCGUGGAGAGCCCCGCCCCUUCCCACCCCUGUCCUAUACCCCAAGGCUGACUGGGAUGGAGGGCACCUAGAACACUGGGCAUGAUCCUCAGUCUGCCGUUUGCCUUGCCAGUCUCCCUACCCCAUCAGUGCUGAACUAAGCCUUGGGGCAGGCAGGCUUUGGCCUCCGUAGUGAGGGAGAGGGGACCCUAUCCUGCUUAAUUUAUUUGGGUCCCCACACCCCCAGCCGCAUGUCCCUAUGUUCCUCUUGCAUGCUUUACCUGUCCUGCACCCAUGCCAAAGUGCCAAGUCUCCCUUGGGGACCGAGCCAAGGCUGGGUGUCCCUUCUGGGUUGGGCCAGGCAAGGCCUCUGGUGCCAAUGCUGCCUCCCUGUGGUGGGCACUGCUAGGCCUGUGCAGAACAACAGCUGUAAUUUUCAUGAUUUAUAAACAAUAAACUGUGACACCAGGCA